Mytilus californianus (California mussel) is the source of this 5930-nucleotide messenger RNA. RefSeq lists its product as uncharacterized. NCBI's taxonomy places the organism in Eukaryota, Metazoa, Mollusca, Bivalvia, Mytilida, Mytilidae. Gene Ontology annotation, molecular function: adenylate cyclase inhibiting G protein-coupled glutamate receptor activity. The coding region runs from base 252 to 5444 and encodes 1730 amino acids. Gene Ontology annotation, biological process: G protein-coupled receptor signaling pathway. The record is from RefSeq and is a predicted model, not a curated record. The transcript is spliced from 8 exons. Gene Ontology annotation, cellular component: membrane.
AUUUAAUAAACAUUGAAUGGAAUAUUAAACCCGUAAAUACUUACAACUGAACCGUAACGGGUGUGUUCAACCGCAGAACAGGAUUAUUCUGAAAGGGCGUGGAAAAGAUCCCACAGGGACGGCGAUAACGGGAAAAGGUGCCCGGCAGUACACCAGAACAGUUGUGACAACAUUACAUUGCCAGUCUUAGUUUCACAUACAAGUAAAAAAAAGGAGUCUGGUAUCUGAUCUUUUCGUUUUACAGUGAAAUCAUGAUACCUCCACUUACUCUCUUUGUGGUCUGCCUUUUGAUACCGUCAUUUGGAAAUUCUCUACAAGACAUUAAGCCAGAAGUAACUAUAGAAGGAUCUCCUAACAUCGUUGCCAUAAUAGAUUUUCACUUAGAUUCGGACAGCGAUGGGAACUGCAUAAAUCUUUCAAGAGCCGGUAUUGAUUCAUUGAUGGCUUUGAAAUGGUCUAACGAAGUUUUGGACAAAAAUACACCAAGCAACACCGGACUUGUACUUUACGACUCGUGUGGAUCUUUAACAAGGGCAUUGAAGAUUGUUGGACAAUUAAUAAAUACUCAAGGUUGUAGUAAUUGUACAGAGAUAGUCGGUUUAAUAACAUUUACAAAAGAAGAUAUUCAGACAAAAGUUUUAGAUGUUAUACGACCGUUUGGGAUCGUCAAUGUUGGAAUAUCACAAGGAAGUUACAUCUCCUUCAGUUCAGACCUGUCUUUAACUAUUGCAGGCGUUUCUCUCUGGAAGUCAAAGGCUGUAGUGAGGAUAUUGGAGGAAUUUCAUUGGAAGCAUAUCGAUGCAUUUGCUGCCAACAACCCUCUUGCUUCAACAGAAUUUGAGUUAUUCUUGAAAAUUGCAUUUUCUAAUGAUAUCUGUACCCGCAGGUUACAAAACACAGACAAUAACUCGACCUUAGUGAACUUGUCAUCAGAUGUAGUUGUUAUUUUUGUCUCGGGUCAUGAUAACAUAGAUGAAUUACUUUCUAGGUUGACGCCAUACAAAAGUAAAACAUUUCUCAUCGUGGGUGAUUCGAAUAUUGACUUAGUUACUUCCGAAUUAGGUAAUAAUACUCUUUUGCUGAAAGAACAAUCAUUCGUUGUUCAGAAUAUGCAACAGUACUUAGAAAAUGAAUUCAGUAUUAUCAAUAAAAGUGAGGCAAUAUUUGCAGAGUUUUUGAAAUCUCUGCCUUAUUGUGAAUAUGAUAAAGUAUUCAACCAUACAGUCUGUAGUAAACGCAUGCUUCAGUAUUGGGCGUCUAGAUUAAACGAUCGAACAUUUCUUAUUUCGCUGACUGCAUACUAUAACAUCUUUAGGCUUAUAGCACGGAAGGAAACAUUCAGCUGUAGUGGAUAUGACUUCACUAAAUGUCUAAAAGCUGUUAAUUUCGUCACCCUUAACGCCCAACAGACUUCAGCUGGAAAUCCGUUUCGAACGCAGGAAUUGACUGAUGGGAAUUUCUUGGAUCAGGUUCCAGUAAUUGUAGCACAAGGACCAUCACUGUCAUCUGAGGUUUUCAGAAUUGUCAACGAUACUAUUACAUAUAAAACAGGAAACUUCAGUACAUUAAAUAAUAUACCGUCUACUUUAUGUAAUGAAUCCUGUUACAAAUGUGGCGAAUGUUACAAGCAAGCGGAGGAAAUUAAACCAUCUGUUAUUGUCAAAAAUGGUGACAUUAUUUUUACAGCUGGGUUUCCUGUAUAUAAAGACUCAACAUAUGGCUCUCCUUGUUCGGAAUUAUCGAGAGAAGGCAUUUUGAUGACACAGUCUUUCUUAUAUGCAAUAGAUACUGUAAAAGAUAAAUAUCCUUCGAAAAAUUUGCUAUCAAAAGUUUCUAUUGGUGCUUUGAUAUAUGAUACAUGUGGCGGAAAAAUUCUUGACUCGGCACAAAUUGUUAGUAAUUCGAACUGUCCUCUAACCUUUUUCAGCGGACAAAAUAACACUACUGUUUCUGGAAGCUUGAUGUCCGACAUUAGAUAUUCCACCUCUAGAAAUUUAAUGAGACCAGGACCUCUGACAAAUGAUCUUGCAUCGUUUAAAAUUUCAACCGCUGGAUUAUCUCUGUCGCCGGAAAGAUAUGACGUAUAUUUAAAAGAUUUAUCGUCAUUAUUGAAAUCAAUUAAUUGGACUUAUGUAUCCCUUGUAUAUUCUGAUGAUUUCAGUAAAAUGGACUCUGUAAAUCAUCAUGUAUCUGAUAUGCGAAGUGGUGGUAUAUGUUUAUCUGAUGAAAUCUUUUUUCACAACACCAUCACAACAAUCGAUACAGUUGCAUCAAAGGUCAUCAAUUCUACUCUUAAAAGCGGCGCAAUUGUCCUUUUGACAACACUAGAAGAUACUAUGAAGUUGAUGGAAUACCUGCGAACAAAGAAUUUUUCUUUUGACAAUGCCAAUUUCAUUUUCUUUGCAUGGAAUGUUAUUACUGAUCUACCGAAAGGUUCAGUUGUCAUUCGGCCACGGAUGUUAUCGGAUCCAUCCCUCAAACAGGAGUUGAAAACACUUUCCGUCAUUGAUAAUGGUUACUACAGAGGACCGGUAACAGACAGUGUAAACCAUUGGUGGGUAAAGUAUCACGAGCAUCGCCAUAAAUGUCACGUGUCAAUUAAAGACAAUACUUUGCAUCCAAACUCUUGCACUAAUCAACCGACUUUUUCCGACGAUGAUAUCGAUAUGACAGUUCCAGGUCUUAUUGUUGAAUACGUCGACAUUAUGGUCACAAUUGUUGAUGAACUAUAUAAAACAAAGUGCCCAUCUCAGUCCGGACCCUGUGAAGCAUUUAUGUCAUCUGAUGAUUUGGCGGAUUAUAUAAAAACAGCAGUUCCCGGAGUCACAUUUACAGACGGUUCUAACAGGAUUAGUUUUACAGCAGAUGGUUCUUUGAGGAUGCCAUUAGAAGUAUUCAACAUUCAACUUUCAUCUAAAAUCAUGGUUGCAACAAUUACAAAGGAAAAUGAAGUUACCAUGUCAACAAACCAGAUAGUUGCUUUUGAUUUAAAUAACUCUUCUGUAGUUAUUCAGCACCAGUGCUCCGGAUGGUGCCCAUCUUGUCACCAGUGUCAAACAAAUACUGCACAGAACAUUGACUAUUACUAUAAAUCUGGUGAUAUUGAUCUUUUUGCAUUGUUUCCAAUACACUCCAUGGGUGCUAAAAUAGGAAUAUGUGACCUACUUGCUCUGAAGGAGGGAACUGAGUAUCUUACAGAAGCUUUCCUCUAUUCGAUAAACACGGCAAAGUUGAGAUAUCCAUACCUUUUACAGGGAAUAUCUGUCGGUUCUUUAAUUGUCGAUACGUGUUCCAGUGUAGACACAGUACAGCAAAGUAUAGCAAAUUUUGAAAGUUGUUUUGCUUCGUUUCCGUCAUCGAGUGGGAAAAUGGUUUCACCCAUGUCAGUUCCUAGUUACCUUUUAUAUUCAAAUAUCAGUACCGCAGAAGACUUAAGUGCGUCAAUUCAGCGACAUGGUAAAUUUGUCAUGUCACAUUCAACUGAUUUUAAAUAUAAAGGAACAAUCAUGGGAACAUUACAGUAUUCAUACGCGAGGUCUGAAGUUACUACAAUUGUUAACUUUUUAUCAGAAAUGAAAUGGACUUACGUCUCUGUUGUGGGUUCUUCUGAACCUCUCUAUACUUGGAAGGUGCAACAGUUUGAAGAACUCGCAGCAAGAAAUAACAUUUGUAUAAAUACAGUUCAUUCUAUAUCAGAUUCUGGUACAGCUAAAUCUGCUGUUGAUGCAAUUAGUUCCGGUCCUAUCAAUAUGAAUGUUAUAAUCCUUUUCCUCUCAGUAGAAGAUAUAAAAAUGUUUUUUGGUUCUAAAAUACUCAGUAAGGUCCAUAUCAUUGGAGAUACAAACAUUGCAUGGAAUGGCUUAAAUACAAAUAUACAGAUUCCUCUUGGAACAAUAGUAAUAGAUCGAUCGAACAAGAUAAAUUCAGAUCUAAAAACUUAUUUAGACACCCUAAAUACUCAAACGAUAAGUCGUUAUGGAAAUCCUUGGCUGAAAAAAUUUCAGACAGGACGUGAAAAUUGCAAACUAAGUCAAUCUCAGUCUUGUAACUUACCUAAUGAUAUUAUGUUGCAGUCAUCAAAAGUUGUAAUGGAGACGGAUAUAAUCCUCCAUGGUUUACACAAUAGAGUUACUAAACUUUGUGGUCAACAGACAAAAAUGUGUAAACUGCUAGAAACGGAAGGAUUGUCUCUUCAUAUGGAAGACUUUAGAAAUAUUAGCUUCUCUUACUUACAGGAUCAGAUAGUACUCUAUACAACUGAUGCAUACAACGGUGCAUAUCAGAUCCAAAAUUUCCAAGAAAAUAAAAUGGUCAAGGUUGGAGAAUGGACAAACAAUACUUUAUCUCUAUCCAAAGAAAUCAUCCGUGCAUAUAGUAAUGGUGGUGUGGUUCAGAAAGUCUUACCGUUGUCUCGAUGUAUCGGCACAUGUUUAUGCACGAACCUUAACAACACAGAAGAAGGAACAGAAAUGCCGGAGCCUUACCAAGACCCGGAGAUGAUAUUUUAUUCUUCGUCUGCAAUAUUUAACAGUAAAUUAUGGACAAUAAUUAUACUUGCAGUCGCCUGUGGAGGAGUCGGAGCGUCCUUGUUAUUCAUCGUAUACGUUAUUUACAAAACAUGUAUCGGGUGUCUCAAUAAACGGUACAUAGGACUCGGAAUUCUUCUACUUUUAUCAAUAACAGCAUUGUAUUUGUCUGUUUUACCAUUUUUGUUUACACCAAGUGAAAUGGGGUGCACUGCUCGACAUCUGCUACCAGGAAUAAGUUAUGCAUUAGUUUAUGCAACAUGCUUAGCCAAACUUAUGUCACUGAGAUCUUAUAAAUUAAUUGGAUUAGGAGGUGAAAUUUCAAAUUUAAAUCAGUUUUUGACGGUGACAUUUGUAAGUGGUGUUCAAAUUGCAAUAUCGGUGCAAUAUGUUGCUUUGAAAGGCCCGUUCCUCGAAACAAAGUCAAUGUCCAAUGAGAAAAUGUAUUCUUGCAAAUUUGACAGAGAAUUGUUUGUAAUAUAUUUAAUUUAUGACAUGUUAUUAAUAGUGAUCUGUUCGUUGUACGCUUUGACUGUAAGAAAAGAGAAGAAAAAUAUGGGUGAAGCUAUCUUUAUUCUCAUUAGCAGUUGGAUAAACAUUGUUUUAUGGACUGCUUGGGUAGCUGUAACAUUGAUAAUAUCACGUGACUAUGUGGAACUAACAAUUUGUAUUGGGAUUCUUGCGUGCGCGACAGUGGUCAUCAUAACAGUAUUUGUACCGAAACUUCACAAAAUUUCAAAGUUAAAAUAUGAUGUGAAAAAAAAUGGAGUUCAAAAUGGUGGCUAUAAAAUCGACACAGAAUUUAUGUUUGAAAGACCUCAUACUUUACCCGGUGGAUUUAGAAGUUCUUACAAUAUGUCGCCACAAAAAACAAAUCCGAAAAGUAUAUCUACAUUUGACUCAAGUAUGAGUUAUUGAAAUAAUCAUUACGUCAAAGAAAACAUGAUAUUGUAUUGUAUUUUAAUUUUUAUAUGAAGAAUACAUAUUUUUAAUGAAAAUUAAACAAUAUUGAAAGAGAUUUAAGAAAUGUUACGCAACUCCUACGACGUAACAACAGAACUCUGACUUAUUGGUGUUUUAUUCAAUCUCAUAGUGCGUUUGAGGAAUGUUGGCUUAUAGACGGCAAAUCGUAGUAUUGAACAAGCAUUACCAUUUUCUCAACCUAUUAUCUUGUUUCAACACAAAGUUUUGAGAAUACAUAAUUAUUCCAUUUCAUGUGUGCAUGAUUUGAAUGAUGAUUACCAAAUAUAUGAUAUAUUGCCUUACAUAACAAAAUGAAUAUACGGUACAGAUAUCCCAAAUUGUAUUAUUGAUUUAUUGUUAUCAACUCCUACAUUCUGUUGAAAUGAUUUGGAUUUUCUAUAGUGUAAAAUAUUUUAUAUAAUAAGAAUUAUUGAAAAUGCU